This is a messenger RNA of Zootermopsis nevadensis, 1731 nucleotides long. Lineage: Eukaryota; Metazoa; Arthropoda; Insecta; Blattodea; Termopsidae. The record is from RefSeq and is a predicted model, not a curated record.
AAGGAGACACUGCCUGAAGAUCAGUGCCGAGUAUCGUUCUGUAGAGUUAUCGAUAUAUUGCAAAGACAGGAUUUUGUUUUUAAUGCGCGCAGAACAAGUCAUUUGUGUAAAUUCAGGGAUUGAUUAGACCGCAAGAAAGAAAUUCUUACAUGUCCUUUGUUAUAGUUUACGGAAAAAUAUAACUACAAAAGCUAAGUAAUGUGCGGAAGAACUGCGUGCUCACUGUGUCCAGAUGAUGUUCAGAAGGCUAGCAGCUUUAAAGAUAAAAUAUCUGGCAACUAUCAGCUACCACACUGGGCCAGUAAUAUCAAAAACAAGCAACAGUAUAGACCAUCACAUAAUGUUGCUCCAACAGAUGUGACUCCUGUUCUUGUGUCUGGCUCACAUUUCGGUGGUGAAUCUGAGAGAAUGCUGCAGCCUAUGAUGUGGGGCAUGAUACCAGUAUGGCAUAAGGGAGACUACAAAUCACAUGGACUAUCAACAAACAAUUGUCGUUUAGAAGGUUUACUAAGUUCUAAACUAUAUUCAAGGCCAUUCAACAAGGGACAACGAUGUGUUGUCAUAUGUGAUGGCUUCUAUGAGUGGCAGACCACUAAAGGCAAAGGGAAUAAGCAGCCCUACUUCAUCUAUAUGCCACAAGAUGAGGGGGUCCGUGUGGAGGACCCAGCUACAUGGUCAUGUGACCGGAGUGAAAAAAGUGGAUGGAAAGGUCCAAAACUUGUGCACAUGGCUGGUCUCUAUGAUGAAUGGACAUCUGCAGAGGGAGAAGUGAUAUACAGUUAUAGUGUCAUAACACUGGAUUCAAACAGCACAUUGUCUUGGUUGCAUCAUCGCAUGCCAGCCAUUCUGGAGGGAGAACAAAUAGCAGACUGGUUGGACAUAGAACGAGUAUCUUCCAAAGCAGCUCUAGCAGUGAUUCAGCCCAUCAAGUUAUUAACCUGGCACCCAGUGGCCACUCUGGUCAACAAUUCUCGCAACAAGGAUCCUCAGUGCAACAAACCUAUUAACUUAGAGAGACAGUUCACAUCUGGUGUAACACAGGACUGGUUGGACAUAGAACGAGUACCUUCCGAAGCAGCUCUAGCAGUGAUCCAGCCCACCAAGUUAUUACCCUGGCACGAAGUGGCCACUCUGGUCAACAAUUGUUGCAACAAGGAUCCUCAGUGCAACAAACCUAUUAAGUUAGAACGAAUUAUUGGAAGUGACAAUUAUAGUAGCUCGGACACUGAGAGUGUAGACUUUGACUAUACACAGUUGGUGACACCGGGAACGUUAGCGAUUAGUGAUAAUGAGAGUGACAAUGGUGGUGGCGAAAGCCAGGAAGAAAUUGUAGAAGCAAAUUCAGGUAUUGUUUCCGGCAAGUAUAUGUGGGAAAAUAUAGAAUCACUUACUGCUUCAAGAGAAGCAUUUUGUAAUGUAUAUGGUCCUCGGUUCGACACGGCUAGACUAGAUGUUGUGAGUUCAUUCGAAAACAUUUUCGAUACAGCUCUUGUGCAGCUCAUUGUAGAUGAAACCAACAGAUAUGCUAAGCAAGAAAUUUCUAAAAGUGCCCAUCCUCUCACAUUUCGAUCUAGGAUUAGGAAGUGGCAAGAUGUCACAGUAGACGAAAUUUACGUGGUUUUGGCUCUAUUUAUGUUGAUGGGCAUUGUUCAAAAGCCUACAAUCAGAUCUUAUUAUGCAAAGAACCGGCUGCUGUACACUCCGUUCUCAACUUCUGAUCCAAAAAUUUAA